Molecule: messenger RNA, 2979 nt
Organism: Coffea arabica (coffee)
Lineage: Eukaryota; Viridiplantae; Streptophyta; Magnoliopsida; Gentianales; Rubiaceae
Product: probable LRR receptor-like serine/threonine-protein kinase At3g47570
Biological process (GO): protein phosphorylation
Molecular function (GO): protein kinase activity; protein binding; ATP binding
Source: RefSeq, a predicted model, not a curated record
AUGUCGUCCAUGACCAAUAUUACCAUUGAUAAAUCAGCUCUUCUUACUUUGCGAGCACACACUAUAGAGCCUCGCCAAAUCUUGGCAAAAAACUGGUCAGUUAGCUCUUCUGUCUGUGACUGGAUUGGAGUGACCUGCGGCUCUCGGCAUCAAAGAGUGACUGCCUUAAAUAUUUCAAAAAUGAAUCUUACCGGUACUUUACCUCCACAACUGGGAAAUUUAUCAUUUCUUCUUUCUCUUGACAUGAGUAGAAACAAUUUCCAUGGAGAAAUACCACGUGAAAUUGCUCAUUUGCGCCGAUUGAAAGUACUUGAUUUGGGCAUCAACGAUCUCAAUGGAGAGUUACCCCCGUGGAUUGGGUCAUUUUCUCAACUUCAUCACUUACAUCUUGACGAAAAUAGUUUCACUGGUCUUAUCCCAUCUUCCGUCUCUAACAUGUCAAAGCUAGCAACUUUAUAUCUUGAUGAAAACUCUCUUCAAGGAAAUAUUCCUACGGGGAUUUUUAACAUUUCCUCGUUGGAAAAGAUUGCCCUUGGGGCUAACAGCCUCUCUGGAAGUGUUCCUAGUGACAUGUGUCACCGUCUUCAGGGGCUAAGUUUCCUUAGCCUAACAGAGAACAAAUUAAAUGGUCAAUUACCAUCAAGUUUAGCUCAAUGUUCAGAACUUCGGGUGCUGGAUUUUUCGUACAACAAAUUUCGAGGAUCAAUACCGAAAGAAAUUGGAGAACUGAAGAAGCUUGAGGAGCUAUAUUUGGGUGCAUUCCACCAUUUAGAAGGUGAAAUUCCAAAAGAAAUUGGUAAUCUAACUAUGCUGACUAUCCUGUCCCUUCACGAUGCCAACCUAUCCGGUGUAAUACCACGAGAGAUUGGUAACUUGCACUCUCUCAAACUACUCAUCUUAGAAUACAACAGCUUGACUGGUUCUGUACCAGCAGAGAUCUUCAACCUCUCAAUGUUAACUGUCAUGUCACUUAUGGAAAAUCAACUUUCAGGGAAUCUUCCAUCAACAUUAGGUUAUAGGCUUCCCAGUUUAGAACACCUUCUCCUCGGGGAUAAUUACUUUGUUGGAGCAUUACCUAACACAUUCUCAAAUUCUUCUAUACUUCGUAGAAUAGAUGUUGGUAGCAAUAAAUUCACAGGUCCAAUUCCCACUUCCCUGGGUGACCUAAGUCACCUAGAACUACUGAAUCUACCUGGCAACAAAGUAACGGGUGACUCCUCAUCUCCAGCUACAAUAAAAGAUUUGCAAAAGCUUCAAUACAUGGAUCUCAGUAUGAACAAACUAAUUAGCAGAGUCGCCCUGCAUUUUCUUUGUGCUCUCCACAACUUGGAUACAAUGAACCUUGGACAAAAUCAAAUUAUGGCCUCAAUUCCAAAGUGCUUCGGAAAUCUUUCUUCCCUCAGGCAUCUUAACCUAAGUUACAACAGACUUUAUUCUGCUCCACCUGAGGAACUAUGGAACCUAAAAGAUCUCUUAAUGCUUGACCUCUCCUCAAAUCAACUGAGUGGAUCAUUUCCGUAUGCUAUUACGAAUAUGAAGAUGGCAAAUUGGAUUGAUUUGUCAGCCAAUCAGUUCUCAGGUGGCAUUCCUGACUCAAUUGGAGAUAUGCAGAACCUGCAAAAUCUUUCUUUAGCACACAACAGAUUGGAAGGAUCAAUCCCGGAAUCGAUUGGUAAGGUGUCCAGCUUAGAGUCAUUGGAUCUAUCACAUAACUUUCUCUCUGGAUCAAUUCCGAUGUCAAUGGAGAACCUUCGGUAUCUUAAAUAUAUCAAUCUCUCUUUUAACAAUUUGAGUGGUGAAAUUCCAUCCAAAGGGCCAUUUACAAACUGCACUGCCGAAUCCUUCGCUUCAAAUCAGGCCCUCUGUGGAGCUCAAAGGUUUCUUGUGCCUCCAUGCCCAACUAUUUCAGCUCACAGAUCAAGAACAAAAAGAGUGCAUAGAACCAUUUUUAUUUCACUCGGGGUAAUAAUAGCAGUGGGAGCCUUGUCCUUUGGAUUUGUUUACCUGAGAUAUCGAAGGAAAGAUAAACUUCCCAAUGGAGCCAAUUUAUCCUUAGUUGCAAUGCCAGAAAGAAUUUCAUAUUUUGAACUUCUACAAGCAACUAAUGGGUACAAUGAAAGCAAUUUGUUGGGGGCUGGAAGCUUUGGAUCUGUUUAUAGAGGCACUCUUGGUGACGGAAGGGCUGUGGCUGUUAAGGUGUUCAAUUUACAAAUGGAAGGAGCGUUCAAGAGUUUUGACGUAGAAUGUGAGGUGUUCCGCAAUCUUCGCCAUCGAAACCUCACAAAAGUCAUUAGUAGCUGCUCUACCCCUGAGUUUAAGGCAUUAGUGCUUGAGUUCAUGCCUAAAGGAAGUCUCGAGAAGUGGUUGUAUUCGCACAACUAUUUUCUGGAUCUGAUGCAGAGAUUGGACAUAUUGAUUGAUGUGGCAGGUGCAUUGCAAUAUCUCCACUGUGAAUAUGCAACCCCAGUAAUUCACUGUGAUCUGAAGCCAAGUAAUGUGCUGCUGGAUCAAGACAUGGUUGCCCAUCUAAGUGAUUUUGGCCUUACAAAGUUGUUGGGCGAGGAGAACAGCAUCACAUACACCGAAACACUAGCCACACUUGGCUAUCUCGCACCAGAGUAUGGGUUGGAAGGAUUGGUAUCAGCAAAAUGCGACAUCUACAGUUUUGGAAUUAUGAUAAUAGAAGUCUUCACAAGAACAAAUCCCAAAAGUGAAAUGUUCAGUGAAAAAUUGAGCCUGAAGAGCUGGGUGGCUAAUUCAAUACCUGAUGAAUUAGCUCAUGUCAUAGAUGCUAAUUUGCUAAAGGAGAGUGAUGAAUAUUUUGGUGAAAAGCUAAGCUGCAUAGCCUCAAUCAUUAAAGUGGCUUUGGGCUGCACGAUGGAGUCCCCGAGAGAGAGAAGCAGCAUACAGGAUGUUCUUGUUGCGCUGAAAAAGAUCAAGCUUCAAUACAUGAGUUCCCAGAGUUCAAGGAAGUCUUAA